GAGACCAAUCAGCGUUUCGACCAAAUCUUGCACGAAAUAUCCCGUGGCUUCGACCAAGCACAGAGGAUAGCAGAGAAGACGGACAGCCGUCCCGGACCUGACCACGAUCGGCCGACAACCCUCUUCGAAGCAUUGACACAGGAGUGCAGCAUCGAGGCCAUGCGCCUCCUUAGAGAAGACACGGUGGUGGGCUUGAACGAAAGACUGACCACGGGCGACACCACGCUUAUACGAGCCAUCAAGAACCAGAUGUGGGAGGUUGCCUUUGAGAUUCUUCGACACGAUGAAUUUACGCAACUCAAUGAGACGGAUUCCUUGGGCCUUUCGGCCUGGCACCACGCGCUUGUGCGGGAACGCUCCGAUGUCGUGGCAGCCAUAACGAACCGAUCUGAUUUUGCUGCUGUCCACGCACUGGACUUGAACGCCGUGGCGCAACAUGUCGCAUCAGCGCGUGACACGAAACGCCCAGCGCCUCUCGUUGGAAUAUGA
Molecule: messenger RNA, 489 nt
Organism: Symbiodinium sp. CCMP2456
Lineage: Eukaryota; Dinophyceae; Suessiales; Symbiodiniaceae
Source: the annotation of a GenBank genome assembly